This is a messenger RNA of Dendrobium catenatum, 324 nucleotides long. RefSeq names its product EG45-like domain containing protein. Gene Ontology annotation, biological process: systemic acquired resistance. Bases 1 to 324 code for a protein of 107 amino acids. The record is from RefSeq and is a predicted model, not a curated record. The transcript has 3 exons. Gene Ontology annotation, cellular component: cell wall; apoplast. NCBI's taxonomy places the organism in Eukaryota, Viridiplantae, Streptophyta, Magnoliopsida, Asparagales, Orchidaceae.
AUGCUUCUUUGCCUUACAUCAGUCGUAUCUACAUCAGGAGUAGGAGUAGCCUCCUUCUAUGCUGGACCAUACAUACCAUCUGCUUGCGGGCACAGCGAAAAUAUAACUAACAUUAUCUCAAUUAGUGAUGCAUUAUGGGAUAACCGAAAUGCUUGCGGGCGUAAUUAUACAGUGUUUUGUAAGUCUGUAACAAGUGAAGGCAUAUUGCAAGCAGCUUGCAAGCAUGAUAAUGCAGGAAACGUAUAUGGAUAUGAUGUUACAGUAGUUGAUUAUUGUGGAAAGUGUAAUGGUUUCACUAUGCUUCUCUCAAAAGAGGAACUUUAA